Messenger RNA from Cyclocybe aegerita, 594 nucleotides. The record is from the annotation of a GenBank genome assembly. Lineage: Eukaryota; Fungi; Basidiomycota; Agaricomycetes; Agaricales; Hemipholiotaceae.
AUGAAUCUCUGUGUCCACUUUCAUAGGCACCAGUCUGGCGGUAGCCAUCCAGCCAAUCGUGCUCCGUAUACAGCGCACGUAGUACGCUCGUCUCUCUCUGCCCUCUUCGCUGGCAUCUCCACGCGGAAUGCCUCCGCUUUCGCCUCUCAGCACGCCGACAGGCGAAGUCCCAGUCUUCGACGACUUCUAUUCCGACCGUACUUCCAUCAGCGUGGCCGAGAUGCUAUCCAUCCUAUCGAUACUAAACGCGUCGACGUUUUGGAUGGCUGCGAAAGCUUUCGUGAUUGCGACGGGCUUGUCGCGGUCGCGGAUGGUUCUGGCGUGGAGAACGGUAACGAGGGACUAGAGGGGGUUAAGUACGGAAGAGACUUCGGGCUUCAGGCUACGCAUGCGACACUGCUUCCUUCGCCUCUCUCUCACCAUACACAACCCCCCCUGAAGCAGAGGACCAACGUCGUGAUGUGCUCUUUCGCCACCGACAUCCGAACUAUGAUCAUCCUCAGGGUCUAUGGCGCCAACACUGAGCCUCUCGAGGUCGAUUCGAUCCGCAACUAUGCUUACCAGUGGUACCCUUUCCUCCUCACCGUCGACUAG